AUGUCGUUUUGCGAAGAAAUAGAAAAUGAAUCUGCCCUGCAGCGGGAAGCGAUGGCAAACCAUCCCUUCGUGCGGGGGAUCGGAGAUGGAACCCUUCCCUUGGACCGAUUCCGUCACUUCAUCACACAGGAUUACGUUUAUGUGGUGGAUUUCGCCCGGUGCCUGGCCCUCGGCGUGGCGAAGGCUCCGGAUCUGGAAACGAUGGGCUGGUUCGCCCGGGCCGUGGAUUACAUCCUGAACACCGAGAUGGACCUCCAUCGAUCGUACUGCGCGGGAUUCGGCAUCACCGAAGCGGAUCUUGAUGCCACGAAACACGCGCCAACGACGUACUCGUACACGAGCUACCUGUUGCGGGUGGCCCAUCAGGGGAGCUUCGGCGAAUUGGUGGCAUCGCUCUUGCCGUGCAUUUGGGGAUAUUGGCAGGUGGGAAAGCGGCUGGCUGACCAGGGAGAGCCCGAAAAUGCCCCGGGCUACGCCAAAUGGAUCCGCAUGUACGCUGCGUCCGAGUUUCAGGCGGUGGCGGAAGAAGCCCGCAGCAUUUGCGACCGGGUGGCGAGUACUGCCGGACCAGCAGAAAUAGCGGCGAUGAAAGAAGCCUACAUCACCUGCACGCGGUAUGAGCAGGCAUUUUGGGAGAUGGGUUGGACGUUGCAGGACUGGCCAGUCUGA
Geodia barretti is the source of this 669-nucleotide messenger RNA. Lineage: Eukaryota; Metazoa; Porifera; Demospongiae; Tetractinellida; Geodiidae. The record is from the annotation of a GenBank genome assembly.